Messenger RNA from Monopterus albus (swamp eel), 1356 nucleotides. It is a transcript of the gene hoxc12a, whose product is annotated as homeobox C12a. Gene Ontology annotation, molecular function: sequence-specific double-stranded DNA binding; DNA-binding transcription factor activity, RNA polymerase II-specific. The transcript is spliced from 2 exons. Lineage: Eukaryota; Metazoa; Chordata; Actinopteri; Synbranchiformes; Synbranchidae. The record is from RefSeq and is a predicted model, not a curated record. Gene Ontology annotation, biological process: regulation of DNA-templated transcription. Bases 1 to 819 code for a protein of 272 amino acids.
AUGGGCGAGCAUAAUCUCCUUAAUCCAGGGUUUGUGGGACCUUUGGUAAACAUCCACACUGGAGACACAUUUUACUUUCCGAAUUUCAGAGCCUCAGGGGGACAACUGGCGGGGCUACCGUCUCUCUCCUACCCGAGAAGGGACAAUGUUUGCUCCCUCCCGUGGAAUCCUUCGGAGCCGUGCAAUGGAUACUCUCAAUCCUACUUUAGCAGCCCUGUGUCUAUUAACCCUUCUUUCAAUCGCUCGUGUGAAAUUACCAGACCAGAUGAAGGCAAAUGUUAUUAUAACAACAGCAACGGGAACCGGGAGACCUGCUCAGGUGGCAGCAACCUCAAACGAGAGGAUAGGGCGAGAGACACAUCAUCCCUAACAUCUGACCACGGGAUGCACAGCAGCACUGCAACCUUCUCCAAAUAUGAUUAUGGAACCGAGCAGCUAACGCAAGACCCGCCAUCCUGUCAGUCAAUGGAGUCCGACUCCAGCUCCUCUCUGCUCAACGAGAGCAGCAAACCUUCAUCCAGCGACACACAGACCCUGGUGUCACCGGGAAACCAUUCAAGCAACAUUGCAGCAAGCGGAGGUGCCCCGUGGUAUCCGAUGCAAACUCGAACCAGAAAGAAACGCAAACCCUAUUCCAAACUCCAACUGGCUGAGCUAGAAGGGGAAUUCAUGCUGAACGAGUUCAUCACCAGGCAGCGGCGGAGGGAGCUCUCUGACCGUCUGAACCUCAGCGACCAACAAGUCAAGAUCUGGUUCCAGAACCGCAGGAUGAAGAAGAAGAGACUCAUGCUGAGGGAGCAAGCUUUGGCCUACUUUUAGAGAUGCGGCAAAAGGUGAAUCGAUAGGCAGUAAAAGCCAAGCCUUCUGCGCUCCCCUUAGGUCUUCCUACAAUGCAUGCACUAACCUAUCCAUCGUUUACAUUGCAGGCAGUUAUUGCAACGUUUUCUGAUAUUAGUUUUCUGAAAAGUGCAGGCUACACCAGCCCAACAUGAGCCACUAUCUGGCGUUCGAAGCUCAGUGGCACUGCCUUCAUGUUUGGUAUACUAAUCACACAACAUCGUUUGCUCAGAUGCUCAGUCUGGGAUAACACGUAAUGUCACCAUCGUUUUUGUUCCUUUUAUUCCGAGAAAAUACAGAGGGAGCGGGGUCCACACGGUAAAACCUUAAAACAGGCCCAAAAUAAAAGCGAAGCCAGAAAGACAGAGGAGCCUGACUGGCAGGCUUGAGCCGCAUCCGCGCAGCAAUUUGUCUGAGGUUAUGAACUGGAAGAACAAUCUCCUUCCCUGUUGAUCCCAUAACCGCAGUUUGUUUGGUAAGCGAAAUCCUUAUCUGCUUUCCAUAGUUUAACCCCCCACC